Messenger RNA from Zeugodacus cucurbitae (melon fly), 1458 nucleotides. Its product is annotated as ribonuclease H2 subunit B. The transcript has a single exon. Gene Ontology annotation, biological process: ribonucleotide metabolic process; RNA catabolic process. Lineage: Eukaryota; Metazoa; Arthropoda; Insecta; Diptera; Tephritidae. Gene Ontology annotation, cellular component: nucleoplasm; ribonuclease H2 complex. The coding region runs from base 199 to 1269 and encodes 356 amino acids. The record is from RefSeq and is a predicted model, not a curated record.
ACAAGUUUUAUUUACUACACAUGUGUUUAGCCAUUCUGUGGUUAGACCUUUAAUUUAACAGGGUUGCAUUUUUGACAUUUCGCACAAAUGUUUUUUUUUUGUAUGCGCGCGAUAUUUUGCAAGCAUUUUGUUUUGAUUGUAAUAAAUUUUAUGAACUUAUUUGAACUUCAUUGACAAGCUCUUGCAAACAUAUUUAAAAUGAGUAAAAAGUCUACACGCGCCUCAAAACCUGCUGAGGAGACAACUGUUCCCGCUGCGAAAGCUCCAGUGCAUUACAAAGUGAUGUACAUAUCAAAGGAACUUUUGGAAGAUCCCGAAAAUGAAUUGACUUUAGAAUACUUUUAUCAUCCAGGAAAAGGAAAGCCUGCUCUCUUUAUUACAAAAUCGAAUACAGAACUUAUGGAAGUCAAAGAAUUUGCAGAGCCAAGACGUUGCUGGUUAAUCAACGAUGAUGUGUGCUCAGAUGGACGCAUCUUCAUGACAACACCCAUUGAUAUAACAUUGCUUGCAUUGCAUCAUAUACGUUUGCAUUGUUCACAAAAAGCACUGUCUUUGAAUGAUAUUGGUGAGGCAAAUGAUAAGAGCACGUUACGAUUGUUGCGCGAAUUUGUACGCGGCGAGGAGCACUUGCGUUGUAUCGCCGACGCAAAGAAAGCGAAUGGCAUGGUAUUUUACAAAUAUAACGCUGAGAAAACGUUGGCGUGGUUAGCAAUUAAAACGCGCCGUGUAACUGAAAAGUUGCGCAGCAUUGGUGUACAUUGUGGGCAGAGUGCUAUGUCGAAGAAUUAUGUACGUGGUGAACUUGAGGGCGAAAACAGAGAAGAAUCUUAUGUGGAUUAUUUACGCAUGGGUUGCGACAUAGUUGGUGACUAUUUAGAUGUAGACUUAUACGAAGAACUUAAACAAUACUUGGAAAUACCUGAAGAAAAGCCGGUUGCAACGGCGCCGAUGGAAGAAAAAGAGAAAGUUGGAAAGAAGCGAAAAUCCCUACAGCAACUCAAUCCUAAUGAAAACAAGAAAAUAAAAUUGGAAGAUAAAGCCAAAAAUGCAAAUGAUAAACUUAAAAGCAGUGGGCUGGUUGAUGAUUCACCAUCGAAUGACCACAGUAAGCCAAAUAGUUCCAGUGAAGAAACAAGUCCUGUUAGUGUGGUGCCAAACACAGUGACACCUUCGCCAGUUAAAGAAAAACAUUUAACAGCGAAGGAGAAGGCAUUAGCAAAAAGUGCCAAAGGUACAAAAAGCAUUGCUUCGUUCUUUAGUAAGAAAUGAUGCAAUGGUAGCUAGAUUUGGAAAUUUUUAUAUUACAGAUUUUUUUAUAAAUAUUUUUUGUUUUAUUACUUUAGUGUCAUUAAUUAAGUAAAUAUAAUUAAAUGCUUUGUUUUUGCAUAUAUUUUUAAUACUCAGUUUUAUGCAUAUUAAAAAUAAAAAUUUCGAAAAAAAUACUUUUAUGUAAAAUGA